Clonostachys rhizophaga is the source of this 1176-nucleotide messenger RNA. NCBI's taxonomy places the organism in Eukaryota, Fungi, Ascomycota, Sordariomycetes, Hypocreales, Bionectriaceae. The record is from the annotation of a GenBank genome assembly.
AUGCGGCUUGCAACCAUUCCCGCCCUCGCUUGGGCCUUUGGCUUAAUCGAGAGCUCCCUUGCCGGCACAGACGCCAACCCAUCCGCUUGUAAGUUACCAGCAAUUCCGGACAUUUAUCUUAGCUCCGGCUUUGGUGGCGACUAUGACAGUGCUCCAAGCCUCGGAACGAUGACCGGAUUCAUGAUCUUCGUCGACUUUAUCGACGGGGUCGCAAGUGAGACCACCGAGUCUCUCAGGGAUAUCUUUAUCCCCGAGGGCCCCGACUGGUUCAACACCGCAUCAUUCGGUAAAUUGAACCACCAGAUCACAGCGGACACGUCCAAGUUCUUCCGCAUGCCCAACGACACCGAGUCAUAUGGGUUCACUCGCGGCUUGACAUGGGAGGCGCACAACCGGUACAUCCAGGACGCCUUGCAGGCGUAUGAAGAAAAGUGCAAAAAGCUGAAACCUGUUGAUAUCCUGUACGUCGUGGCCACGAAAAACGCCUCGGCCAUCAGCUUCUCGCCGACUUUCAUGGGUCCCGUGACGACGCGUUCGGGCGUGAAGGUGGCAAAGAAAGCAGUGACGAUUGGAUAUGACGCAUACGUGAAAUGGUUCUCCAAAGUGUUGAACCAUGAAUCUGGUCAUGCAAUGGGUCUUGCAGACUACUAUCCAUUCACUGGUGGGGAGACGGGAAUGUAUGUUGGAGGCUGGAGUUUGAUGGGGUAUAUCAACGGGGCAAGUCCCGACUAUUUCGCAUGGGAUAAGUGGCGUCUAGGAUGGCUUCAGGAUGAACAGGUGGAUUGUGUCUCCCAGGCCGGCAAAACGAUACAUACGCUCUCUCCGAUGGAUACCCUGGACGGAAACAGUCCGAUCAAGGCCGUGGUGGUUAAGAAGAACGACACCUCUGCCCUCAUUGCUGAAGUGAGGUCGAGCAACGGCAACAACGUUGGGUCUUGUGCCAAAGGAGUGCUUCUUUACACGGUUGCAACACACGUGGCAACUGGGACAGGCCCAGUCAUUGUGCUCGACUCCAAUCCGGCUUCGAUUGGAUGCGAUGGUACAGCUUUUGGGAAUGCACCUUUGGCACUUGACGGGUCUGGUGCUAGCUCUUAUACAUCUUCUGAAUUUGGUGUGACGAUUGAGGUGGUAGAACAAGAGGGCGAAGAAUAUGUAAUCGAAGUAGAGCUUUUAUGA